Messenger RNA from Paramecium sonneborni, 1766 nucleotides. Lineage: Eukaryota; Ciliophora; Oligohymenophorea; Peniculida; Parameciidae. The record is from the annotation of a GenBank genome assembly.
AUGAUUUAACUCAAUACAUAUGAAUAAACAUAUUGGGUUUCUGGAUAUCAAUGUUGUGUUAUAAUAUAUGCAUUCAUUAGCUUUGGACUCAUUUUGGUAUCUGUAUUCAAUCAAUCAAAACUUAUGGAUGAAGUAAUUCAAAUACGAUUAAAAAAUAGGCACCCUAAUUUUAUACCAAUUGGAAUAACUACCUUAUUGAAGAUAUUCAAAUAAAAUAAAAUUGUGAUCAUGGAUUCCAUAAUGUUUUAAAUUUUACAUGGCCUGGAACUGAAAAAGGUUGCGAUUGUACAUAAUCCAAUGGAACUGGUAAUUACAAAUAUAAUAAGUAUCAUUUUAAUCCUAAUUCUAGUUAUUACUAUAUGGAAUGUAGUUAAUUCAUGUUAGCAGAAAAUUGUCACCCAAUAGCAUAGAUGGAAAGCAGAAAUUUUUAGUAUUUGCCUUUUAUUUCAAAAAAAAUUGUUAAAGGUAAUUUUUGACGUAUUAUUAAAAAGGUUUCAAAAUCUGUGCAAAAAUGAGUCCAUUCACAGCUAUUCAAGCAUUUUCAAUUCAAGAAAAUAUAGAAAUGUAUAAAAAGUGUGGAAAUAUAUGGAAUGUCCCUAUUACAUCAUAGUGCCCUAUUAGCCAUUUUGUUAUUAAUAAUGAUAAUAAUGGGAUUUAAAUUGGAGAUUCAGAUCUCUAUUAUAACUAUUAAAGAGUUGAAUCAGAAUAAUUACCUAUUACAUAAUUUACAAUUGGAUAUAGUAAUAUAAAUCCUUAAUAUUAAAUAAUUAGAUUCUAUUUGUUAUAAAAAUACUGAAAUAUUUACAUUUUAUUACCUAGAUAACCUUAUUGAUUAUCAAUGUGAUAUUGAGGAUGAUCGAUUUUAAAAAGUGAAAAAUAAUAUUUAGUAUAGUGAUUUGCUAAAAGUAAAUGAAGUUUUAGAUUAAUAUACAAAGUUAUUUAAAAAUACAGAAAUAUAAUAAAGAAGUAUACAAUUACCAUAAUAUUUAAUAGAUAUGAAUUUAUUUUAUCAGAAAUUAACCAAAUUUCAAUAUAAUAAAUCUGAUUUGUGCAAAUUUAAUGAUUUAGACUUUAUAUAUCAUUUGAAUUCUUAUAUAAAUGAUAAUCUGAUGGAUAUAUAAUUAGCAGCAUAAGUAAUUGUUGGAAUCUAAGCAGGAGUAUUUGGAUUUUUGAUUCCAAUGAUUUCAGCCAUAUCCUUAAUUGGAUGUAAUUUUAAGUUUAACUCUAUAAAUCAAAAAGGUUCCCAUUACAAAGAUUUAUUUGGAUUUUGGUUAGGUAUUAAAAUGAUUGGUGAAACAGUAUGUACAAUUAUUUUAGCCAUAGAUAUGGGUUAUUAGAAGUAUAUGUUGAAUAAUCUUGAAGCUUUUAUAAAUGCAGAUUGUUCAGAUUCACUUACAUUAAUAGAGAUGACAAAAUUUUAUAAUUAAUAUGAAAUUAAGGUAUAUAAUUAUGUACUCUUAAAUUUCAUACUUUGUAUUAUAACAAACCUUACUGAUAUCUAUUUAACAUAUCUUAUGUGCAGAGAUAAGCAUAAUUAAGGAAUUAUUACUAUGAAAAAAAACUAAGAGAAUUUGUAUCCUAAAAUGUACACUUCAACACAUCCAGAUGAAAUUCUAAUUAAAUCUAAAGUAUAAAUAUUUUAGGCUAUCACACAAAAUGAUUAAGAGAAAGACCAACUUAAUACAAAAAAUGAUUAAGAGAAAGAUCAACUUAAAGAAAUUAAAAUACCUGAUGAUGACAUGGUUGUACGUAUUCCUGAUGAAUGA